AUGACGACGACGACGAGUGGUGAUGGCGGCGGCGGCGGCGAAAACGUCGCGAAUCAUCCUCCUCCUCAAGAGGCAAUCGUCGAAAGAGCGAACGCGACGACGCUCACCGGGCACGAAGGGCCGGUGUGGCAAGUAUCUUGGGCGCACCCGAAAUUUGGCGCGUUGUUAGCGUCGUGUUCGUUCGAUCACACGGUGAUGAUAUGGAAGGAGACGAGUUCGAACGUUUUUUCAAGAGUGUACGUGACGCCGAAAGGUUUUUUCGACGGGAGCGUGAAUGCGAUUUCGUGGGCACCGCACGAGUUUGGGUGCGCCGUGGCGGCGUGCUCGAGCGACGGGAGCGUAGCGGUUAUUUCGAGUAAUAGUAAUGUGGCGGGAGGAGGGUGGCGAAGCGAGAAGAUUUCGAACGAAGCGCACGCGGUUGGGUGCACCGGGGUGUCGUGGGGACAAAACGACGAGAUUGCGAGUUGCGGGUGCGAUAACUUGUGCAAGAUUUGGACGAGAGGAGGCGCCCAGGAAGGAGGAGGAGGAGGAGAGAGUAGCAAUCAUAACCAACAUCAUCAUCAUAAUCAACAACAACAAUGGCGACUAAAGAAAGAACUUCGAGGUCACUCGGAUUGGGUGAGAGACGUCCAAUGGGCGCCAAACAACGGUGGUUCCAACGUCCAACAAAUCGCUUCCUGCUCGCAAGACGGCAAAGUGUUCAUCUGGACCGAAAGCAACAACAACAGCAGUACGAAUACUGCCAACAAAGACUACCACUCCGUCCUUCUCAACGACUUCAAAACCGCCGUCUGGCGUCUCAGCUGGUCCGUCGUCGGGAACGUCCUCGCCGUUUCCGACGCCAACAACCAAGUGAGCGUGUGGAAAGAAAGCGUCGACGGCGCGUGGACGCAGAUUCAGUCAAAGUAA
This is a messenger RNA of Bathycoccus prasinos, 909 nucleotides long. RefSeq lists its product with no specific name. Gene Ontology annotation, biological process: protein import into nucleus; COPII-coated vesicle budding. Gene Ontology annotation, molecular function: protein binding; structural molecule activity. The record is from RefSeq and is a predicted model, not a curated record. The transcript has a single exon. Gene Ontology annotation, cellular component: nuclear pore outer ring; COPII vesicle coat. Lineage: Eukaryota; Viridiplantae; Chlorophyta; Mamiellophyceae; Mamiellales; Bathycoccaceae. Bases 1 to 909 code for a protein of 302 amino acids.